AUGGAGACGAGCGACACUCAAUCGCCCGAGACGCAGACGACCGAGCCAAUGCUUGUGAAGGAUAUUGCAGUAAAAAAGGUCGAAGUUAUUUCCAAGAGCCAGUUGAAAAAACUGCGUCGCAUGGAGCGAGAUCCAGUGGAGCGUCAAGCGAAGAAGCGAAAGUCCAAGCGAGACGCCAAAAACAGCAACCGCUUCCAGGCCGAAGCGCCCAAAUACUUGCUUGCUAACGGUUAUCGGAUGGUGGAGCCAUAUGUGUACGAGUUCCGCACAUUUGCAAAGGCGAGAUGGUUCCAUCGUGAGUUGCUGGAGAUUUUCAUCAAGGAAUUUGGUGCCAAUUCACCAGAAUAUUAUAAAUUUGCCAUCGCAUCGGGACGCAUCUCAGUGAACCGUAAGAUCGUACCGGUAGAUACAAUCAUCAAGAACGGAGACUUGAUCAUUCAUACGAAGGCUCAUCGUCAUGAGCCGCCAGUGUCUGGAGACGAUGUGUCAGUGGUAUAUGAGAACGACGAUCUGAUUGUCGUGUCAAAGCCGCCUUCCAUGCCCACCCACCCGUGUGGUGCGUAUCGCCAUAACUCAUUGCACUCAAUUCUACAAGCAACCCGACCGGAUCUUCCACAACUAAACAUCGUUCAUCGCCUCGAUCGACUCACGUCUGGUGUUGUGCUCCUAGCGAAGAAUGCGGCCAAGGCGAAGGCUUUGUCAAUGCUUAUCGCUGAUCGUCAGGCUUCCAAGACGUAUCUUGCGCGUGUGCGUGGAAAAUUUCCGGCCAUUCUUGAUUCAGCAGCCGAAGAAAUGCUAGUGAGUAAAGCAAAAGCAAAGUGUCUGGCUAGUGUGAUUACGUUCCCAGAAGUAGGCGCAAUUCUCAUUAGCUGCCCACUUCGCUGUCUCUCUGCUCGUGACGGGGUGUGGGAGUGCCAUGAGGAGGGCAAACCAUCGGAGACUUUAGUGCGACUUGUUCGUGUAGACAAAGCGACUAGUCUUGUGAAAUGCCAGCCGGUCACAGGCAGAACGCACCAAAUCCGUUUACACUUGCAGCUCAUUGGGUUCCCAAUUGCCAAUGACCCCUGCUAUGGUGGAGAGCUACACUUUGGCGAAAGCGUAGAGCGUGUCGAGGAGAUAGCAGCUGCCAAGCGCAGCAAAGCUGUUCUUCCGCCGAAGGAUCCUGUGGAUUUUUCAACACCACGAAAAGAGAACGAAAGCGAAGAAGAGUUUAUAAAACGGACUUGCACAUGGUGCUACGUUGGGGAAUCGGAAGCUUUUAAUGAAACACAGCUGCAUUGCUCAAAGAUCUGGCUACAUGCACUCGAGUACAAGCUUGAUGGCGAAGUGUUCAAAGUACCUGAACCGAGUUGGGCUGCACCUUCCUGUAAGCACUAG
Molecule: messenger RNA, 1377 nt
Organism: Peronospora farinosa
Lineage: Eukaryota; Oomycota; Peronosporomycetes; Peronosporales; Peronosporaceae
Source: the annotation of a GenBank genome assembly